CACGAGCUCCUACACACAGCUCGUCUUCCUCGCUUAUGGUGUUUCCUAGAGGAUUGUACUGAUGCGGUGCACAAUUAUAGGCGUACAAAAGUAGUAUGAAAUCUGCGAUACGUUGGUGAAGUGUGGAAGUGAACAUAGCAAAGAAUACACGGCAUACGUCAUAGGGUGUGAGGUGGUGGAUAUCAGGACCUGUGAAUAAGUAAGAACAGGAAAGAGCUCGAGAAGUGUAUACAAAAGUGAAGUUGGGAACUGUGGUGUUGUGUCGAGAACUGGGUGAUGCGCCACGGCCCUUCACGUGCUAAAUGCCUCACCUGGAAUCGAGAAAGGAAACGGUUGCGCAGUUUUACAGAGGUGUGCCAAGUUAAUGCCAACAACGAGGUGAGGCUAAUGGGCCACUUCCGUCCUGGCCGUUGUCUGGAGACCCCUGGGACCAGCUCUGUAGAGUUGAUAAUUUGCGGAAGCACGAGUAACACUAUCUUAUCAAGCCGAAAAAUACACGACCACAGGAUGGAUAUAUAGUGCUGGCGUGUGCUAGAAGUCUUCCUUGUCUGGAUAAUAUAAUAUCAUACUUGUAAGUGACCAGGAAAGUGUGUGAGAAAAAAUAAAGUGCAGGUAUGUGAAAGAGGAAGAGGAAGUGUGGAGGAAGCAUGAAAAUAAAUUACAUUACUUUGAUACGCGAUCCGCAUUUUGCCUGACGAAAAAAAAGAAAAAAGUGUGCGUAGAAGAUAAAUUAGGGAAGCCAGAAAAUACGGAAAACACAGGUUAAAGAAAUCAGUGUGAAGGGGAAAAAAAGUCACUGUGAAACACUCCGCGAUUGUGUUUGUGUGGUUUGUGUGUAUGCCUGUGUGUGUAGGAACUUCACGUCUACCAAUAUCAUCACCACCACUGCCAUCAUCAUCAGCAGUAGCAGCAACAACAAGAGCAAUAGCCCAGCUCCAGCACACCCUGACCUUUCUGCCACCUGUGCAUAACUGCCCUUCUCAUCAACAACAUUCCAAUAGUAAGGAACUAGGAGGGUGGAGGCCAUCCCAGUGGCAAGAGCAGUCCCACACUCACCAUCCUGUGCUUUCGUCGCUCGGUCUGCUGCAGCCAUCCAGCCAGCCACCAGUCAGCCACCAGAUACGCAGCGACUGCAGGACGACCGUGACCUGCCACCUGGCCCGUAUGGCGCUGAAAUUGGUCAAAUCAUUGUGGUCAUUGAACUGUCAUAUCUACUGAUUCUUAAUUUUCGGCAUGGUUUUGAUAAGCUUUCGAGACCUUGACAAUGCCGGAAAGCAGAGGGGAAGGACAGUAUGAGUCCCCUCACACCAUUCCUAACUACGAAACGAGUGGUUCAGAGGUGAAGAUGGCCCACUCCGGGGCGUGGGUCGGCUGUGAGGGUCCCGGGGACUCCGAGGCUCAGGUGGUCGGCCCUGCCCACGGGGAGGCUUCGUGGAUACGAACAUCAGAAGUGAGGAAACAAGGACAGUUCGUGACGGUGGUGGAAGUUGAGAAGGAUGGUGAGGAAACAGGCGACACCACGUGCCAUGCUUGGCGAGCCACGAGCCAGCCGGUUCCACGCCCCGCCCCCCGAGGUUUUGUCACGGUGGUGGCUGUGGGGACCAACACUGAUACUAGUCUUCACCUCGAUCACUCCAACAACCUCACCCUUGACUCCAAUGUCAAGCUGCAUAUGGAGCAUCCCGCCCCGCCAAACGCUGAUUACGUCAACCAGGAGACGAUUGAUAGAGAAAGAAAAGCAGCCGAGGAGAUGGAGAAGGAAACGCCCAGCACCUCGAGUGUGCCAGACCAGGUGGUAGUGUACCGGCUUCCUGGGGAGCGACUUGGACUCGGGCUCAAGUUUGACGGCGGGGUGGGGGCCCAGGAGUGUGUGCGGCGUCUCUUUAUUCAGAGUGUAGCUCCAGAUUCGCCUGCCGCACGAGCCGCUGUGCCUUGGGGUGAACUGAAUCCUGGUGACCAGAUAUUGAACAUUGAGGGAUGUGCUGUGUCUUCGAUGACGAGAGUGCAGUGUGUGUCUUUCCUGAAGGAUGCAGCAAUGAAAAUCACAAUCGGUGUGCUUAAAGGGAAUGGACAACUACCAGACCUGGACACGUGUACUGCAAAAAGUCAGGAAUACUGCAAAGAAGAACAGGAAGUAUACAGUAACAGUUCGGCACACCCACCACCUUUAAUUGUUGGGGAGAUGAGGAAACGGAUGCCUCCCCCGCCCCUGCCUCCCAGAGCACGACCCAGAAAGUCCCCUGCUCGUCCACCAAAGGAUCCACUGCCUCCACCUCCGAGUGGUUUUCAGGAUUAUGACGAUGAAGCGCCCUCCCCAAAGGUGGCGAACAGGAGUCGCUCUGAGGACAAGGAUCAUCCCGAGUGGCGCGAGCUGCUUUCACGCCGCGGACGCUCUGGUGACCUUGAAGAGCUACUGGAGGAUCUGGAAUUUCAUCUUCCUAGUUCUUGGGCCGCUAAAAGACUGGAGGAGUCAGUAGAGAGUGGUCUGCCUCCUCGGCCCACCUUUUAUUUGGAUCUUUUGGGAGAGGAAGACGCCGCCGGACCGUGUGAGAGUGAGAGUGAUGAGACAAGUAGCUCUGUCUCCACUGUUAUAGACCGCCUGUCACUCUCCUCUUCUACUACUGUAUCUCGGAAUUCCUCUUUCAACGCCACUGCUGACGCUGCGAGGUUCGACCUGGCCCGUGCAUUGAGCCCAUUUGAACAGCUGGAAAAAGAGCUUGAGACGGAGGUCAGUGCCGAGGUACAAUCUGCCACCCCCGCCGCUGCUCCUCGCGACGAAGUAGCCACGGCGCCUCCAGUAGACCGCUCCACCAAACCGGCAACAGAAGCUCCUGUAGAAUCGCCAUCAAUGGUCGACACAGAGCCAACUACAGCUACAGAGAAAACUCCGACUCCUAAAACCAAAACACGUUCGUCCAUCAAAUCUUUUGCGUUGAGCCUCAAAGGACGACCAUUUUCAUGGCAGCAGGGAAAGAAUGCAUCCGAAAGAGCCGAGCGUGGAGGUAAUAAUCGAGGAGAGAGUUUCCUGUCAAUCAAAAGGCCUGGAAAGCGACCUGCACCUCCGCCGCCACCACCUCCGCGCUCAGUUACUGGAGGGAUAGGCCACGCCAACUCGUUACCAUGUACCACUUCCGCCACCACCAACACUGCCUUAGUAAAGGAAACGAUUACAUCUACAGACAGUAACGGAAAUGUGCCAAGAAAUGAUGACAGCUACAUCGAUUUGGUCGCUGAAGCUGCUGAAGAAGGCAGCAUGAUUAAAUCGCUAAGUUUGAAGAGGAACAAAUUAGAGAGACAAACCGCUUUCGAUCUUGCAACAGAGGAGGAAUUCAGUGAUUUGUCACUCUCGUCCCAAAAUGAAGUACCUAAAACAGAACCUGAAUAUCUCGUGCUUCUAAACUCCCCAUCUAGUGCGAAAGAAGUCGACGCUGUUCAUAAUGAAAGGUCUUGCACAGAAAACGAUGAACAAAAGAAAGACGAAUAUAAUAAAGAACAAGAUUUUGAGGAUUUUUCAGAGCAACUAGAAUCUUCAGCGAAUUCUGGUGGAUCUCAGGCAAAGCUAAUUAAACAAACUGCCAUCAGUCAGGCAACACCUGAUAGUGAUACAUCAGCGAUAAGCAAGAAAGUUAAUGUUUCCGCUCAUGAAGAGGAUCACGUUCUUACUAUUUCUUCUAACUAUAUAGAAACGUGUGCAGAGGUACAUCACUCUCAGGAAAGUCCCUCUACAGCGAUAAACAAAGAGGAAGACAGCAUGCCAUCUCGUUCAACGCUAGGAGUGUCCCAUCAGGAGGCGGAGGGACAACGCCGCGAAGAGACUGUGGCCGGGGGUGACAUGGAAGUUAGUGCUGGACAAGAUCCUCACUGUGAAGUCGAAUAUAACGUUAAACUUUAUGACACUAGACCGCGUGAGGAAAAUGAAAGUGAAGAAAGGUGUGAAAAUAUUGAACGUGACACUACAGUAUCUCUUGAAAAUAAUAAUCAUGAUAAAGGAAUUGGUGAUCUUUGUGAAGAAAUGGACGUUAGUACUGACUCAUAUGACACAGUCAGUAGUAUUGAUGUAAAACAUAUACCAGUCACCGAAAAUUAUACAGACGGAAACAGAAACGUCGUACAAGUCACUGAUAACGAAGAGAAUAAUGAAUGCGUGAGGUUAAGUGUAACAAAAGAUGACCACGCAUUAGUUAACGAAAGUACUAAAGAAGAGAUUGAAGGAAACAGUGGUGAUGUAAACAUGAACACAAUUGAAGAGAGCAGUACUAACGAUAGCAGUACAGCAGAAGGGUUUGAGAUAAACAACAGCACGAUAGAAUACAGUACAGUGUCUGAGAGUAGCAUGAAAGUAGAGAUCGGCACGGAUUGCGAGGAUGAGGAACAUUCAGAAAGGGAGGCAGCAGACGGCAGCUUGGAAGAGACCGAGGAAGACCAGAACAUCUACGAAGAAGUUGAUGAGAAUCCUUGGACUGAGGACCAGGAUCAAGACCUAGAUGGUUAUUACUCCUGCUCCUCUCGAAAACAAUCCACUGAACCGUCCCCACGAGACCUUCCUGAUGAUACCAAGGCGAAAGAGGACCUUGAACUGUAUGACGACGUGGAGGGGCUCCCUGACCAAUCAGGAAGCGAGUCUCAGGAUUCGAGUGACCUGCAGGGCCUCAAGCUAAGCGGGCCCGAGGAAGAGGGCGGCGAGCAGGACACUAUAGAUGAAGACUCUGAAUCCUUGUAUGACGAUGUUGUGGAGGAGCACGUGGAAGACAUAGAAGAGAGAGGUGCUGAUAAUGUAUAUGAAAACCUGGAAGAAAGUGAAGUGGUAGAGGACAAGACUGAUCAAGAUGUAGUAAGUGGUGAUGAAAAGGAAAGCCCUGACACAAGGGCCAGUGGAGAGUCGUGUAGUCUGAAGACGGUAACGGAGUGUGUGAGGCACAGGCGACUGAGGCAGGAUAUUGGAGACCUGAUUCGCCGCGAGAUGAAUUUGGACGACAACGUGACCGUGGAGGUGGAGGAGGAGGAGGAAGUGGAGUCCACGGUAGAAUGUGAGAACGAGGAGGAGCUUCUACUGGUGAUGAGGGCGCUACGCAGGGAUCAACCCGGCGACAGCCUCAGGUGGCUAGAGGACGAUAGUGACGAGGACGACAAUGCAGGUGCCGCGAACGGAGACAAGGAAGGUAAGGAGGAAGGCGAGAGCGAGAGGGAAGAGAGAGGUCAGGACCCGCCAGGGAGUGCGGGUGACUCCCAGCCAACACAACCUCCCUCUAGAGGUCAGAGUUCUGGGGAGGACACGGGGGUGGUGGCGGCGCGUGCCCUGAGCGACCCCCAGGGAAGGAAGGAGUGCCCCCGCUCCCCCCCAUCCUCUCCGCCUCCCGUCCUCGCUGCUGCCCAGAGCCCAGUCUCUCCUACCACCACCGCCGCCGCCCUCCACAGUCUUGCACGGGGCACUAGCCGUCACCCACACCACACCGCCCCGCACCACCGCUCGCCGCCGCUUGCCCUCCCACGCCUCACCAGCGCUGCCAGCAAAGACGCUCCUGUUGGUGACGGGUUUUGUGUCAGAGCGGCGGAUAAGCCCAGGACUAACGUUCUCGCUUGCAUUGAAGAAACUGAAGUGGACGACUCCACGUGUGAGGACGAGAGUCUAGUGGUUGUUGAAACUCCUGAAGCCAUAAAAAGUGCCAAACUCAAGGAUAGUACUUUGCCUAAACCACGUGCCACGAGUGUGGAUGCUGUGAGCGACCGUGUGGGUCUGACACGCGCUGGUACUCACCACACGACUACUGUCGCGACCAUGGUGGCGCGAACAGAUACAAACCAGGGAGGGAAGGUUGCGUCUUGUCCCGACGACGUCCAGUCUCUAUCUCUCCUGCCAAUGCAAGGCAAACAAGAGGUGGACGCCGUCCUCCUGCCUGCCGUUUCUGCUGUCGUCACCACUCCGUUACACUUGGCCCCGCAAGACUUGGAUGGAGCCACAAGUGCUCCAUCGUCAGGAGAUGCUGCCAGUGAUGGUCCCUCAACGCCUUCCACAUUCUGCAGCGAUGGAGAAGACCAGGAAGGGUUAGAGGACGAAGAAAGAAGCAGCGAAAAUACACCAGAGCCUCCGGACUUCUCGACACACCCCGAGAGAACAGAGCAAGAAGCGGAAUCCCUGCCAGGUUUGGAAGAAUUGCCGGCAGAGGGCAGCGUGAGGGCGGAGCCAAUCGUCGCCGUGUCCCAAGAUCCAGGGAACCAAUCACUGGACAGGAAAGACGGCGGCCGUCACGCUGAGUCCUCCAUCGAAUCAGGUGGCGGCGGCAGCGUGAGCGUGGCUACCUGCGAGCACCGCUUCUCCUCCUCGGGCAGUGCGCCCCCUCCAUACUCCAGGCUUCCCCCAGACGGACAUGAGUUCCCCAGUAACUACGCCGAGGGUCUACCAGAUAAAAUGUCUCGCUACGCCCGCUACUCCCGUCUAGCCAUGGAGCUAGACAGUCCCGGCAGCCCCCCUCCUUCCGCCACCAUGCCACGCACCCGCUCAGCUCCGGGCACUCCCCUCGGCCCACCCCCACCCAUACCUCGUUCAUCCUCUACAGCCAGUAAGACCUACAGCAGUGACAGGACUUUAGAUUCAGGGAACAACAAGUGGACGGGGAAUGAAGAACGCAAGUCAAGGGAACAGACUCCCACACGAAGCCGUUGGCGUAGACAGGACGAACGCAGCGAAAAGAGCGUCCGAGAUAAGAUCGCCAUGUUUUCUACAGACGGCCCUGACCAGCCUCACCCUAAAACUAGAAAGCUGGAUAAGCAGGAAAGUGAAGAGGGAACGAUGAAGCGCUCCUUCACUGAGGACGACGUUCGGCUUGAUAACUCUACAAGCUCCAAUUCCAAAUCUGGCCGCGAGCCCCACAACAGCUCUCGGUCUCUGAGCAAGACCUCCGUGUUUAGCUCUAUGAUUAAUGUUAGUACUUCUGAGCCUAAGGAUAGCACCAAGCACAUGUCAGCAGCAUCCAGUGAGGUGGAUAUCAGACAUGACACACCACCGACUCCACGGAGCCAUGGCCUGCGAGAGGAAAAGAGGGACGAUGAGUCUAGUUCAAGCGGUCUCCACUCACGCUCACAGUCUCUGAUUGACAUAGGUAGAACAUCUCUUACAAAGCGCCACAGUGUGGGUGCUUACGACCGACCUUCCGUAUACCAGUACGGAAUUGAAAAGCCAGAGGAGCGAGAGCGACGCACGUCACUCACAAAUCUGAUAGAACAGAGAAGGAAGAGUUUUGGCUCAAAACUCCUUGGACUGGUGAUUCCUGAGAGUCGUGGAAGCGAAGGCAAUGAUAAGGCCUCCAUCGAUCUUCCUCGUAUUUCCAGUGUACCGCCAACAACAGCCUCUAAAACCAUGUCCCUCCCUCGUGAAGGUCAGCGUUCUCCUAGGCUUUACAAAGCAGAUUCUAUUUCCAGCAUCGAUUCUUGUGAGUCUAACACCAGCAGACACAGCUCCCUCAAUGCUCCACCAUGGAAGAGCCACGGCACUAGCACUUUACCCAAAUAUUCACCUGCAUUUAAGCGAAAGAAUAUGAGUGUAUUUAGUAAGUCAGAUAACCUUCCCCCACUUAGUGGUCGCUCUCACAGUGCAUGCAGUACAUCACCUACUAGUGACUUGUCACAGCCAUCCCCCACCCCACCAUGUCACUCUCCUCCCAAGAGCUUAGAGACUAUUUCUCCACCCAGUUCAGAGCACACUUACGACAUGACCGAUAGCAGAUAUAACAGUGAUAGGCACAGUUACAGUAAGUUACCACUCUCCCAGAAAAAUUCAUAUGAGUCUCGCCAUAACAGAGCCGAAGACAGUGACAAUGACUCUGCAGUCAGCUCUACACAAUCCAGCUACUCUCAGGGAAUGUCACCCCCAUCCUCUCCGAUGCCAGAACAGGAUGAACUCGAAGACCGUCGCGGCAGAGGUUACAGGUCACGGUUAUCUCAACAAAAUUCUCUGGAUGAUCAGGAUGCCGCCAGAAGAGUUCUGAAGCGUGGAAGCAUUGAAGCUGAAAACAGAAGGAACGUAAUUAAUUCUGCGAGAUGCAGCUCAGGUAAAAACAGUGACGAACAUCAGACUCCGGAAAUAAUUCGCAAAUACUCCAGUGCUUCGGACAGAGGAGAAGAUUCAGAUCGAUUCCCUAAUCGGCUAGACUCUGAGUUACGGGAGGGACCAAAGGUGACUGGCUUGCGGCGCCAAGCGUCUACUUCAUCCACUUCAUCCACAGCCUCAUCUCGACGAUCUUCUCAUGAUUCGUCCAGACGGAACUCGAAAGAUUCAGUCAUUCAUGUCACCAAGUAUGACGAAGCGAAGGUGUCUGCGGAACCUGUUUAUUUUGACCAGGAGGGAGAAAUGUACAAAGAGUCGCAGUUGAAAGUUGCAUAUGUAAAUGAAAUCACUGAUGAUUUUGAACAACUUAACGAAUGCAACAACAAGGAUGUAAUCGCUGAAGUUCCACUCUCUUCACCACCAUCGCGAAGGACUACAGAGGCUUCAGAUUCCUCUGACACAAGCCAAUGUGUGCCAUCCAAUCCUAGGAGGGGAAAUCGGUGGGCUGAGCUGGAAAUGAAAUAUGGAUCAACCAACUCCACAUCAGAUAUAGAAUCAAAAAUUCAACGAAUGAGAAGGGCUUCUGAUUCAAGCUCCCCUGACCGCACCAAGAAAAAAUCAGGGGGAUUCCGCGCCUUGGCUGAGAAGUGGCAGCAGCGUGCCGAAGAGGACACAGCAGCGCCUCCCCAACCAAACUUGGCUCGCAGGGAAAGCAAUGGUCGACUUGAGGCUUCUGUUCGAUCUUCACGCCAAUAUGAGGAACGAUCGGCAACGACAUCUACUCUGGAGAAGCCAACGCGUCCUUCCAGGUUGUACGAUAACCAGACUGAUGUGGACGGGCCUCAGCCAUCUCAGCCAGAUCUCCGUGGCGAAUCUAUCCAGUCUUCCUCCAACAGCCUCAGCAGCAGUGGUGACACCCGCGCUGAGAACCUUGAUAUUCCUCGGGCAGAAGUUCCUGAUCGCAAGCUGUCAAUGCCAGAAUAUGGUAAUGGUGGCGUCAAAAUGCGCGACCGACGUGAGGGAGGGAGGGGCGCGCCAUCUCGACCUACUAGUCUCAUUGAGGGUGGCGAUGGGGGCGUGAUAGAUUCCAAUUACCUCACCGGAUGUUCACAGCUCAGUCCAACUGCCUCCACGGACUCCCGUGAUGAUCUCUUCACUCCUGAAACAUCUCUUUCACGGACUUCAAGUAAGGAGGUCCUAGAUGCCUUCUCACGUCCUCGUGCCAACAUUGGCAUCUCAUUCCCUCGUGUGGGUGCCUCCACCACUCCUAAAAUUGACGAUAUCAUGAGAGCUUUUGAACGCCAUGACAUGAGGAAGCGCGGAGGAAUAGGUGCAGGUUCGUCACAUCCCCGCAUGUCGUCUCUGGAUUCAACAAAUAGCGAUGAGGGUUUGAUUGGGGCGCAUUACGGCUCUGUAACAUCCCUGGCCUCUGGACAGCGCGACCAGUACGGCUCCAUCACCUCUCUCGCUUCCUCCACAUCCCUUAUAUCUCCACAAGAACUGGCUCAACUGAUUGAGGAAGCUAACCAGUCCCUGGAGGAAUCUGGGACACCAUCUCAUGAAAUCCUGGUGGUGGUGUUGCACAGGGAGAUCGUCGGUCACGGUUCCAUCGGCAUCACCCUGGCGGGCGGCGCAGACUAUGAAACAAAGGAGAUUACGGUGCACAAAGUUAUUCCUGGCAGCCUGGCUGACCGUGAUGGCCGCAUCCAGCGUGGAGACAGAGUUCUUUCCAUCAAUGGCAAGAACCUUCGAGGUGUGACCCACAAGGAGGCUCUUAGUAUACUUAAGUCACCAAGACCAGAGGUUGUACUUGUGCUAUCCAGAAGUCGUUCAGUUACUCCACAGGAGUCAAACAUGACAGAAUCCGAUGGAAACUUCAUCCACCGUCCAUCCCUCAUCAACCAUGUCACCUCUCCAAGGCCCCCCAAGAUCCUAGAGUCACCAAUGGACAGCAAAAGCCUCAUUUCAGAUGUAGCAGCAAUGUCAGUCCCCAGAGGUCCUCCAUUCACCAUAACCUUGGUGAAAGAUGGUGCAGGUCUUGGAUUCUCACUGGAGGGUGGCAAAGAUUCACCUUUGGGUGAUCGUCCCCUUACUGUCAAGAAGAUAUUUAGUGGUGGUGCGGCAGACAAGGGCGGUAUUCUCAAGGUGGGUGAUGAGCUGGUCAGUGUGAAUGCAGUUGAUGUGACAGGGAUGGCACGUAUUGAAGCCUGGAACUUCUUGAAAAAAUUGCCAGAUGGUACAGUUACUCUUGUGCUCAGGCAGAAAUUGGAUAGUUCCUCAGCAAAGAAUGAAGAAUAAACUUGAGAAUAUUAUCUAGAAAUGUAACUAAUGUGCAGUUAUGUACUAUGUUCAACUUAUAUAUUAAAUCUUUGUUUAUUUGUUUUUUUGUACUGAAUUAUAUUAUCAUAUACAUUAAUUUGUCAAUGAUAUUAAACUCAAAAUAUCUUGGGAAAGUAUUUAUUGUAGAACAGCAUGAAUUUUGUCUGAAAUAUCAAGGAAUAUAAUGUCUGUGUAAUUUUAAGA
This is a messenger RNA of Portunus trituberculatus (swimming crab), 10564 nucleotides long. RefSeq lists its product as uncharacterized. The record is from RefSeq and is a predicted model, not a curated record. Gene Ontology annotation, molecular function: protein binding. Lineage: Eukaryota; Metazoa; Arthropoda; Malacostraca; Decapoda; Portunidae.